AUGUCGAGCUUGGAGGAGCCACUUGGUUUUGACAAGUUGCCUAGCAUGAGUACUAUUGAUCGGGUUCAAAGAUUCUCAUCUAGUGCUUGCAGGUCUAGAGCAGAUGAUACGGCAAUGGGGAACUGUUGGAUUGAAGGAAGAAGUUGUAGCACAUCCAAUAGCUGCAACGAAGAUUAUGAAGAAUAUACAAGAGAGGCCUUUCCAUGGAAAAGACAUACAAGAGACAUUUCCCGUGGUGACUCCUUCAAUCAAAGGACCUUGAGCUUAGGCAGGAAUCACCGGGUAUUUGGAAAUAUUUGUGAUUCAUGGUAUUUGUCAGAUCAAUAUGAGUCCAAGUGCAAUGACAAAGAUAUAACAAAUAAGAUUUUGAAAGGUAUACCAAAGUUUGUAAAGAUAGUAGAAGUUGGUCCAAGGGAUGGACUUCAAAAUGAAAAGAAUAUUGUAUCUGCAUCUGUAAAGAUUGAAUUGAUUCAUAGACUGGUAUCUUGUGGGCUGUCUGUUGUUGAGGCUACAAGUUUCGUAUCACCCAAAUGGGUUCCUCAGCUAGCAGAUGCAAAGGAUGUAAUGGAAGUAGUUCACAAUUUGGAGGGUGCUAGAUUGCCUGUUCUGACACCCAAUUUAAAAGGCUUUGAAGCAGCUAUUGCAGCUGGUGCUAAGGACAUAGCAGUCUUUGCAUCAGCUUCUGAAUCAUUUUCAAAGUCGAACAUCAAUUGUAGCAUUGAAGAAAGUCUUGUUCGUUAUCGUGCUGUUACUCGUGCGGCAAAAGAGCUUUCAAUUCCUGUUCGAGGGUAUGUCUCGUGUGCCAUUGGAUGUCCAGUGGAGGGAGCAAUUCCUCCAUCAAGAGUGGCAUAUGUAGCAAAAGAACUUUACAACAUGGGCUGCUUUGAAAUUUCUCUUGGUGACACAAUUGGGGUUGCUACACCUGGGACGGUUGUCCCCAUGCUUGAAGCUGUGAUGGCUGUUGUUCCUGUUGAGAAGCUUGCUGUUCACUUCCAUGACACCUAUGGGCAAUCUCUUUCAAACAUUCUCGUAUCUCUUCAAAUGGGGAUUAGCAUAGUGGAUUCCUCUAUUGCGGGUUUAGGUGGGUGUCCGUAUGCUAAGGGAGCUUCAGGUAACGUUGCCACUGAAGAUGUUGUAUACAUGCUUAAUGGACUUGGUGUCAAAACCAAUGUGGAUUUGGCGAAACUCUUGAUGGCUGGGGACUUCAUCAGCAAGCAUUUGGGCCGCCCCUCUGGUUCAAAGACUGCCGUAGCUUUGAGCCGAGUUACAGCCGAUGCCUCUAAGAUAUAA
This is a messenger RNA of Prunus armeniaca (apricot), 1290 nucleotides long. Lineage: Eukaryota; Viridiplantae; Streptophyta; Magnoliopsida; Rosales; Rosaceae. The record is from the annotation of a GenBank genome assembly.